Molecule: messenger RNA, 1941 nt
Organism: Talaromyces rugulosus
Lineage: Eukaryota; Fungi; Ascomycota; Eurotiomycetes; Eurotiales; Trichocomaceae
Exons: 5
Coding region: 1-1941 (646 amino acids)
Molecular function (GO): FAD binding
Source: RefSeq, a predicted model, not a curated record
AUGAGUGAUAAGAUACAAGUCGACCUUUUGAUUGUUGGGGCUGGGCCAGCUGGGUUAAUGGCCGCGGCAUGGAUGGCACAGACUGGAGUGAAGACCUUGUUGAUUGACGAACAAUCCGACCACAGGACCAAUGGCCGUGCGGAUGGGUUGGAAAGCCGAACGUUGGAGAUCCUAGACAGCUUUGGACUCGCCGACAAGGUCUGGGCGGAAGCAAACCAUACGGUAGAGAUUUGUUUAUGGUGCGAUUCAGUCGAUGGUCCUAUCCGAAGAGACAGCAUAGCGCCAAAUUCGAAGGCCGGGUGGUCUCGGUUCUACGAAUCGACUCUUGGUCAAGGCCGGAUUGAAGACAUCGUGUUAGAGCUUGUUCAGUCUCGUGAUAAUAUUGACAUAAGACGAGAAACCAAGCCCACAUCGUUGGAUAUUGAUUACUCUUGUAUUGAAGAUCACAGCACCUACCCAAUUCGGAUGGCUUUGGAUACUCCUCUUCGUACAAGUUAUGAAUCACCUCACGAUAGCGGUAUUUCUACUCCAAGCACUAGCAGCGAUGAUGGAAUGCAGCCUCAUAAUAGCGACUUACGGCAUGGACGGUCGGGUACGGAAGUUGAAGCAAAGUAUGUGUUAGGUUGUGAUGGAGCUCACAGUUGGCUCCGAAAGCAACUCGGUCUAAAGCUGGAAGGACAAAGCUUUGAUCAUUACUGGGGUGUCUUAGACAUUGUCCCUAUUACGAACUUCCCUGAUAUACGAAAGAGAUUUAUUGUGAAAUCGAAAUUCGGCAAUCUCAUGAUGAUUCCACGGGAGGGGCAACUUGUCCGAGUAUAUGUUCAGCUUCCACUCACCAUGGCCGAUCAGUAUAACAUGGAGAAAGAUCCGGGGAUUAUCUUGCGCCAGGUGGAGGCGAUCAUGAAGCCAUAUUCUUUGAAGGCGAAAAACACUAUAUGGUCCACAGUUUACAGGGUUGGCCAGAGAAUCUGCCCAAAGAUUUCGCACCAUAAUCGUAUAUUCCUUGCUGGCGACGCAUGUCAUACCCACUCACCCAAAGCGGGCCAGGGGAUGAAUGUCAGUAUGCAAGAUACAUACAAUCUCGGCUGGAAGCUUGCUUCUGUGAUUCAGGGUUCCUUAACUCCAAAUAUUUUAGACACAUACCAGCAAGAGAGAUUGCCAGUGGCAGAACGGCUACUUCAGUUCGACCGUCGCAUUUGCCACGCCAUGUGCAGCACUAGAGACCUUCAAAGCUCUUUGCAAGGCACCUUUGGUGAGGACCACAGAAGAGCCCUUGAAGAGGAAAACUCUUCGGCAUCUGGCCUCGCAGUAUCAUAUUCUCCAAACCUCCUCGUCACUUCCACCAUCUGCAACACCGACGGACCUUAUGAAAUAUCUUAUUUUAGCAAACAAUACCUUGCUGAAAAUAUACGAGUAGGUACUCGAAUUCCGAGCAAGCUGGUCUUACAACAGAUUGACUCGCAAUCCUGUCACCUCCACGAGCUUUUCCGAAGUACGGGACAAUGGAACCUGAUCAUAUUCGGAGGUGAUAUUGUCAAUAAAUCGCAAAUGGCUCGUGUUCGCAACUUAGCCGAUUCUCUAUCUUGCAAGGAAUCAUAUUUUCAUAGGUUUAAAACUGCAAGAGAGAUGAAAGGAGACAUUGAGCCCAUUGUUGUGUACCUGCUGCACUCUGCAUGCAGAAACAGCAUUGACUUCUUUGAUCUGCCAGAGAUCUUUCGGCCUGAAAGUAAAUACGGCGGCAUCAACUUUGGCCGGGCCUUAGUAGAUAAUGAAUUCUACCAUCAACCUGGGGGUGGAGAGUUAUAUAAAUCGUUUGGCAUCCAUCCAGAGGGAUGUAUGGUUCUAUUGCGACCAGAUCAACAUAUUUCCUUCAUAAGUGAACUGGAGGAUUUCAAUGGUCUGGAAAUGUUUUUGUCUUCAUUUACACAAUUAGACUGCUGA